AUGCUAGAAGAGCAAGGUAUAUAUGCAUUUAGAAAUAAGGGCAGCAGCUCAUUCCAGAUAUUCCCGGGUAGUUCACUCACUGCUGCGAUGGAUUCCCCACCGAUAUUUUUUGUGAAAAUGUCCAUUUGGUCCAGCAAGAUUGUGUUGCGUACAGAGCCGCAGCAACAGGUUAUCGCAACUUCAAUGACGAAGAAGCUGAGCUGGACCAACUAUGACAUCUUCAUCGGCGAGCGCGCUAUUGCUGUAGAUAGUCACAGCUUCUGGUCUGCCAUGUGGUCAUCAAAGCGCUUCUUCACUCUCCCGAGUGGGCUUAAAUGCGUCGCAAAGAGGAGAUCGAAAACAAUGAUGAGCUUUGUCGUUACGGAGCUGCUCAACAAUACAAUUAUUGCGACUUAUGAACCUACGUCGUAUUCAUACAGGAAAGCAGGCGCCUUGAGAUUAUUUGCUGUUGGACACGACCAACUCGAUCUCACCGCAAUUUUCAUGGCGAUAGUCAUUAUGAUACGAAUAGAUAAGGAUACGCAGGCAGGCAUCGCGUCUGGCGCUGUGGCGGGUGGCGGUGGGGGCUGA
This is a messenger RNA of Wallemia ichthyophaga EXF-994, 570 nucleotides long. RefSeq lists its product as uncharacterized. The transcript is spliced from 2 exons. Bases 1 to 570 code for a protein of 189 amino acids. The record is from RefSeq and is a predicted model, not a curated record. NCBI's taxonomy places the organism in Eukaryota, Fungi, Basidiomycota, Wallemiomycetes, Wallemiales, Wallemiaceae.